UCAAGAUUAAACGUCAAACUCAGCGUCCGUUUGAUAAAAUGUCAAUUUUGUAUUUUCAAAAGUUUUGAAAAGUAUUUUAAAUUAUAUUAUAAUAUUGUGGUCAGUGAUUACGAUUUUAAAGUUUUAAUCGGGAAACAGUGACACAAUGGAAAAUUCUGAGAGUGAGAUUGAGGCCCAAAAGUCUUUUAACUCACCACCAAGAAGAAGACGUUCAACGUUUUUCGAAAAACGCGAUUCUAUUGUGCCACAACCAGCAAUAGAAAAUAUUGACCCAAAUCUGUGUAAUAAGGUAAAUGAAGUGGAUGAGAAACGCAAUCAAGAACUUAAGAGGUAUCAUGACUUACUUUUAGCAGAAAAGAAUCAAUGGAAGGAAGAAGUAAAAAGCAGAAGAAAUAAAUACCAUGACUUGAGACAGCAGUUCCAAAUUGCAUCAAACUCAUCAAGCAGAUCAAGGAUAUCAUACUCUGUGUUGUCAAAUGAGGACAUUGAAUUUUUAAAAGGAAAGAUAAAUGUAUCACAACUUGUUGAGCGUCAAGCAGACUUGCACAAAAGCGUGAUGCAAACUCGGGAACUAUACAGACGGGCAACGGAACUAGACAAUGUCAUUUUAGACCACUGUGAGAAGAAACUCCGCAAAAUCACUGAUUACAUAUUGGAGAAUAGUACAGUUGAGUUCAAAGAAUGAUAGACUAUGAUUAUAUAACUGCUUGGCUGAAACAACUGUAUAAUCUAUUCAAAGUAAGAAUAGGAAAGUCAACUACCUUUAUCUAAACCGUUAUUUGGAAAUU
Molecule: messenger RNA, 788 nt
Organism: Maniola jurtina (meadow brown)
Lineage: Eukaryota; Metazoa; Arthropoda; Insecta; Lepidoptera; Nymphalidae
Exons: 4
Coding region: 146-685 (179 amino acids)
Source: RefSeq, a predicted model, not a curated record